AACCUGACUACGUCAGACUUCGUACUUCUGCUCAAUUUCAGUUCACUUCUGUACUCAGUCUGAAAUAACAAACCAUCUCCCAGUUUUCCUCCGGGUCCAAAACAGCCAGCUAAUCAACUAACAGAGGGCGGACUGAGAGCCGUGACGUAGAUGCUAAGCUCCCAGUUUAACAUUGUAGUUUAGGUUAGAGAAAUCGAAAAUGACAGCAGACAUGGAGUCACGGGAUGCUAUUUGCUCUGUAAUUCGGAAAUUCAUAAUACAGUAAGGCAAGUAUAAUAAAUAUAAUAUUUCAUAAUGUACGAAUAAGUUAAAAUGUACUAUAUGUGACUAAGAAUUAAUAGCAACACAAACAUCUAUAAUGGUAUUGUUCUGACACUUCCUCUUUAAGAAAUCCAAAUGUAGUGCGCAUGGAACUGUAGCACACAUACUUCGAACAGUAAUGGAGAAGACGCUGAGGAAUCGAGUGAUUAAUGCUGUUUAACUUGUUAAACGUUUAUUUAAAGGCGUGUAAAAGGAAGAAAUGGAAAUACUUAUCUGAGCUGCAUCCUAAACGAUCAACUUUGGGUGAACGAUAUCUGUUGGAGAGUUAUUGUUUUUACUGUAUCUGCUGAUUAGUACAAGAGUGUAAUAUGACAUAUCAAAAGCUAAAUUGUUUAACAAUGGAUUUUAAUGAAGUAUUAAUGUAUGCUGUUUAUAAUAAAAUUUAAUUGAAUAAAACACUGGCGUAGUGAGUACAGAAUGCCUGUUCUGACCCCAAUUUGAGCUGUUUUGAAUAGCGUUGUGCCUUACGGUUUUGUAACUUGCGCAUAGAUAAGCCAGCUCGUAAACUUCUGAUAAAGCUGAUUUAAUGUUGUGGCUUAUAUAGGUACAGAAACUUCUGCCUAGUUAUUGUCAGAAUUUUUUUUUUAAUUGCUACAUGAUAAAUAAUGAUAGCAUAACAGUAAUUAUAGAUGAUGCCAUUAACAUAGUUUUAUGUUAUCUAAGAACACAUAAUUUUAUAUGUCAAGCCUGGUAAUCAUAUAAACAUUAAAAUGCCAACAACUAAACACUAUAGUAACUGUUUAGGCCAGUGGUUUUCAAACUUUAUACCAUGUACCAACUCAGAAAAUAUUUAACUCUCCAAGUACCACCAUACCAGCAUUAAAAUUCAGUAGCACAGUAGGCCUAACUAUUAAAACUAUUAAAAACCAGGCAGUUUUAUCCCUAAUAAUAAUAUUUACUGUUGUCAGCCACUUUAAUAUUGUUAAUAUACAGUUUGAAAAUUAACAUUAACAUUGCACUGUACUUACAAACAGGUACAUAAAAAAAUCUUAAAUUAAAUUGUUGUACCUAAAAGUUCAGUAAAAACUGUAUUGCACUUAAAUGUAAAAACAACUUUAUUCAAAUAAAGAUCAAGUUAAAAUGUAUUUUGUUUUAAAAUGAAUUAAUAAUUAACUUGUGGAUCAUAUGAGUCUUAAUCAUGAUAAAAUCACUUCUUCUCUUCUGCAUUUCCCUUUAAAAACAUUGCAAUUAAUCAAUUUCUGAAUAUUAUAAUAAUAAGUGGAUCUCUUGUGUGCAACUGUGGAUUGUGUGUGCGAGUAUGGAUCUCUCCCGUAUUUUUUUUUUUUUUUUUUUUUGGGAGGUUUUGAUACUGUUUUCACUCCAUAAUGGCAACAGCGAUAUGUCGUAUGUUUGCUUGUAGCGUCAGACUUAUAUCAUGUUUUGCUCCAAAAACACUAGGGAAACAGAAUUUUCCGUUUAAUUUGAUUUACGUAGUUGCAUCACGUUCCAUUCGUGUACAUGCAGGGGGCGGGGUUUAUGAGCUGAACUUCUCAGGACUCACGCAGCAAACAAGUCUUUUUGGCGCCUGAAACUCCUUACCCGAGAGCUUCUUUUGGAAAGAGAGAAGGUUUUACAUAAAAGUCUGUCUGUAAUGCGAGGUAGCUUCGUGCAAAGCGCUUUUAUUUAAGUCACCGCCUGAUGAGGCACAAAGAGCCGAAGCUUUAUACGUGGCGUCUUCUGAGAUCCGCUUCAACCACACACAAACAUCCAGUAAAGCCCCUCCAGCAACCAUCACACCUUCAAAGAAGCUCCUCCCAUGACAAUCACACCUUCAGCGAAGCUCCUCCCACAACAACCACGCCUUCAGUGAAGCUCCUCCCACAACAAUCACACCUUCAGUGAAGCUCCUCCCAAAACAAUCACACCUUUGGUGAAGCUCCUCCCAAAACAAUCACACCUUCAGUGAAGCUCCUCCCCCUGCAGUUCAUCAAUAAAUGCUGGAAUAUUCCCAUCAGUCUACAAGUGAAGAGGAGCAUCAAAGCAUCAGGAAGAAGUGAAAUCGCAGAGACAGAGUUUAUAGAAGAACAGACAGAACAUGAGAGAUUCAGAACCCUGCAGAAUGAACCACACUGAAGACGAAACAGACAAGACAACCAUAAAAAACAACAAAAAAACAAUGCCUUCACAAAAAAGAAGACAGAGACAGAGAGAGAAAGAGAGAAGGGAGGCUGCUAAAGGCAGUUCAACAUUGCAAACAUGGAUUCAAAGCUCCAGCAAGCCAGCAGAGUUGGUCGAAGAAAACGAGGAGGAUGAAGAACGCUCUCAAACCAAACAGAAAGAUUUAAAGAAGAGAAGAGACAAGAAAUCUUUCACCUGCACUCAGUGUGGAAGGAGUUUGACAAACAAACAGAGUCUUGAGGUUCACAUGAGGAUCCACACUGGACAGAAACAGUUCCCUUGUGAUCAGUGCGGGAAGUGUUUCACACAAUCAUCAACCCUAAAGGAUCACAUGAAAAUUCACACUGGAGAGAAACCUUUUGAAUGUGAUCAGUGUGGAAAAACAUUUUUGUGGGCCUCAUCACUGAAGGGUCACCUGAAAGUUCAUUCAAAGGAGAAACCACAUUCAUGUGCUUUAUGUGGAAAGUGUUUUUCACGUCUGCAGAGUUUAAAAGUACAUCAGAAGAUACACACUGGUGUGAGAGAAUAUAUGUGCUUUGAGUGUGAGAAGACUUUUAUUAGAGCUGAAAGUUUGAAACAGCACCAGAGGAUCCACACUGGAGAGAAACCUUACAAGUGUUCACACUGUGACAAGAGAUUCGGUCAGUUAGCAACUCAGAGAAAACAUGAGAUGAUCCACACUGGAGAGAAAACUUUCGAGUGUUCACAAUGUGACAAGAGAUUCAGUCGGUUAGGAUAUCUGAAAACACAUGAGAGGAUCCACACUGGAGAGAAACCUUACAAGUGUUCACACUGUGACAAGAGAUUCAGUCGGUUAGGAGACCAGAAAGUACAUGAGAGGAUCCACACUGGAGAGAAACCUUACAAGUGUUCACACUGUGAAAAGAGAUUCGGUCAGACAGGACCCCUGACAAAACAUGAGAGGAUUCAUACUGGAGAGAAACCUUACAAGUGUUCACACUGUGACAAGAGAUUCGGUCGGACAGGAUCCCUGACAAAACAUGAGAGGAUCCACACUGAAGAGAAACCUUACAAGUGUUCACACUGUGACGAGAGAUUCGGUCGGACAGGAUCCCUGACAAAACAUGAGAGGAUCCAUACUGGAGAGAAACCUUACACAUGUGAUCAGUGUGGAAAGAGUUUGACAAACAAAUAUAGUCUUGAGAUUCACAUGAACAUCCACUCUGGAGAGAAACCUUUCCCUUGUGAUCAGUGCGAGAAGAGUUUCACACAAUCAUCAACCCUAAAGGAUCACAUGAAAAUUCACACUGGAGAGAAACCUUAUGAAUGUAAUCAGUGUGGAAAAACAUUUUUGUGGGCCUCAUCACUGAAGAGUCACCUGAAAGUUCAUUCAAAGGAGAAACCACAUUCAUGUGCUUUAUGUGGAAAGAGUUUUUCACAACUGCAGCAUUUAAAAGUUCAUCAGAAGAGACACACUGGUGUGAGAGAAUAUAUGUGCUUUGAGUGUGAGAAGACUUUUAUUACAGCUGAAAAUUUGCAACAGCACGAGAGGAUCCACACUGGAGAGAAACCUUACAAGUGUUCACACUGUGACAAGAGAUUCAGUCAGUUAGGAUCCCUGAAAAUACAUGAGAGGAUCCACACUGGAGAGAAACCUUACAAGUGUUCACACUGUGACAAGAGAUUCAGUUACUUAGGAUAUCUGAAAACACAUGAGAGGAUUCACACUGGAGAGAAACCUUACAAGUGUUCACAGUGCGAAAAGAGAUUUAGUCGAUCAGGAUCCCUGAAAACACAUGAGAGGAUCCACACUGGAGAGAAACCUUACAAGUGUUCACAGUGCGAAAAGAGAUUUAGUCGAUCAGGAUCCCUGAAAACACAUGAGAGGAUCCACACUGGAGAUAGAUCAUCUUCAGAUCCAGCACUUUCAGCUCUGAUGACUCAUCCUCACCAAACAUAACAAAAUAAAGCGUCAAGCAAUAAAAUCUCUUCUGUAUAAAUCUGUCCUAACAAAGAAACAUCAUCUUAAGUCCACAUGAAUAAAGUUCAUCUGCAAGACCAGCAGUUUCAACUGUAACAUGUUUGUGGGAUUCACACCUGAAAGUUCAUACGAAGGAAAAGACACAUUCAUGCUCUUUGUGUGGAAGGAGUUUUUCACAACUGCAGAGUUUAAUAGUAAAUGUUUUUUUUUUUUAAACAUGUUAAGAUAUUCUCAUUCUGGAAGUAAGAUUUAUGAACUGACAUUUAUUUUCUGAUCCCAUUUUUAUUGUUUUUAAAUCCAUUUUUAUUCUUCCAUUUAUAAUGCCUUAUAGUGCCAUACGUUGUAGAUAAUUUUACUUUGUUGACUGUUUCCUGUCAAGAAGACGGCUGAAUGCGCCUCUUUAAAUGUUUUAGUGGUGCUCGUUGUUGUAUUUUAAAACGCAACUGCAAUGUUUUCAAAUGACACUAUAGUAGUGGUGCAAUGAAUCAUCAUUGAUCCGUGAUCCGUUCGGAUCAAUAUCUUCGGUUCAGCACACACAUGACCCUCGGAUUGAUUUAUGAA
Messenger RNA from Carassius auratus (goldfish), 4942 nucleotides. RefSeq names its product zinc finger protein 271-like. NCBI's taxonomy places the organism in Eukaryota, Metazoa, Chordata, Actinopteri, Cypriniformes, Cyprinidae. Gene Ontology annotation, biological process: regulation of transcription by RNA polymerase II. Gene Ontology annotation, molecular function: RNA polymerase II transcription regulatory region sequence-specific DNA binding; DNA-binding transcription factor activity, RNA polymerase II-specific. The record is from RefSeq and is a predicted model, not a curated record. Bases 2357 to 4360 code for a protein of 667 amino acids. The transcript is spliced from 4 exons. Gene Ontology annotation, cellular component: nucleus.